AUGCCACCAACCCAUCGGCCUUUUUACGACUUUUGGCGACAAUUAGAGACGGACCCCGAGGUCAAGGUCAAGCAUCAUAGUUCAAUACUGUGGCCUUUCAUCAACAAGGACUCCCUUGGGAAGCCUACGCCGCUCCUCUUGCUUCUUAAUUCCAGAGGCCGUCAACCGCCCCCUUUCUUCCUUGACGCGGAUGCACAAAACGUCCAUAGAGCAGUAUUGACCGACGUGCUAGUAGAUGGCCCGCCGUUCCCCACGGACCGCAUGCAAUUGAUCCUCCGGGGCAUCUCCUCUGGUGACGUCUAUGGAACUCUGAGAGAAGUUCCAAACGUUGACCGGGGAACCUGGCUUCAUUUGUCAACCAAAGACUACGACUGGCCUACAUCUGACAUAUAUGGCAAGAAGUGGCUUGUAAAUCAAUUCGGGGCUCCAGCCGGCAUGGUGAUUCUAGAGAUACAGGAGCGCUUAAUGGACUUCCUUGUCAAAUGUUGCCAUCAAAUUCUUCAUGAUAUUGAGCCGGAAAAUCUGUUCAGCGAUGUUUACCCUGUUCAGCCUGAGCCGGAACUCCCCGCGAAUACUCAGACUCAGGGGAUACAAACGUCCCUGCUCGAGAUAACUGUCGAAGCCCCCUACCGUGUACUAACUCGGCUUGACUUUGCCAACCUUGAGAAGUUGUUUGCGGCCAAAGCCAGGGCUGCAGAGGAUCACAUUUGGGCGAUGCGCGAGGAUCCCAAUUACUUUGUGGAACAAAUCAGUGAUAUGCACGAUCAUAUGCAACUCAUAGGCUUCAGAAGAAAACACACAAGCACAUGGGGAGCAGCCAUUGCCGACGUUUUGACUAACGCGUACACAUUGGUCGAGAUCUUCACAGAAAUCCAUCGAAUUACCAAAUGCCUGCGAGAAAUGCAGGAGAAGUACGCGAGCGUCAUAUCACCUACAGAGAAAUUGCCAGUUGAUUACAACAACCAGAUUCGCCACUUUCUCUCUUUCGUACUGACUAGUAGAGAGGUGUUCCUAGAGAAACUAGAGUUUUUGGUCAAGCGUUCUCCCCGGUUACGAGCCGCUGUCGCUCUCUCGCACAAUCACCCUGAGACUCGGGAGAGACCCCUGACCCUCAACGAGAACUUUUUAGUCGAGUGGGUAAUCUGGCAAAUAUAUGGUGCGAGGGGCAGACUGGAUUGUGAGAGUGUCGUUCCUGAUAUCUAUGUUAUGAACCUGGCCAUAAACGACCUGGAAUUGCAGGUGGUAAGGGACAAGGCAAUUCUAGACUUACUAUCACCGACUGCCCGAGCCAUGCUUGGUGACUUCGCGAUAAUCAUCCAGACUUUGCAUGCGCUCGAGCGUUUCGAGCCGUGGAACCGAGGUUUCGGUGUUAGCCCUGGCGAUCAUUCCAUGGAUUGGUCGAAAGACAUCAUCGGAAACAAGAUUGACAUUUGGGGAGAGUUCAAAGAAGCUAUCCAAAUAGAGCCAGCGCCGGACCUCAUUCAGUUUUGCGAGCCUGACCUGGGGAAGUUCACCUAUCCUGUAUACCGACGCAAGAACAAGGAAAAUGUUGAGAUGAUGCGGCGAGCGGAGUGGAACCUAGAUGCUUUCUGGGCCAGAGCAGAUCGGUAUCUCUACGAAAGAACGGAGGACAUGGAUGAAAGUAUCCUGACAGGACUGCUCAAAAGCCCUCGUGCCCUGCACCGGACACCUGAAUGGGUUGAGCCCACGAAAGAGAAGAGGAAAGUGCUCGACAUUGAGCAACCCAUGUCGACCUUUUUCUUUGGGUUGUCCAGUGACGAUAGAGACACUAAGGCGUCAGGUCGUCUUUCAGUGAAGCCAGACAAGGCGAAACUCAAGACAAAAGGAACUUCAACCAAAUCAACUGAAGUCGAUGAAGCCCCAGCUGAAGCGAUGACCCAAGUUACGCUCGAGGAUCCAAAGCCGAUAUUCAAGGUUGACCGACGAGCACUCAAGACAUUUCGCAUUCUCUUUUAUGACCCAGAUGUUACUUCUACCCCCGGUGAAGUUCCAUGGAACGACUUUUUGCAUGCGUUGACUUCAGUUGGGCUUGCUGCCGAGAAGCUAUAUGGGUCUGUAUGGCAAUUCUCGCCAUCUACUCUGGAGGCUAAUGCGAGUAUACACUUUCACGAACCUCACCCACAUAAUAAGGUGCCCUUUGUUAUUGCUAGGCGCCAUGGACGGAGACUUUACCGAACUUAUGGGUGGAUUGGGGAGCAAUUUGUACUCGACAAGUAA
Messenger RNA from Fusarium tjaetaba, 2238 nucleotides. RefSeq lists its product as uncharacterized. Lineage: Eukaryota; Fungi; Ascomycota; Sordariomycetes; Hypocreales; Nectriaceae. The transcript has a single exon. The record is from RefSeq and is a predicted model, not a curated record. Bases 1 to 2238 code for a protein of 745 amino acids.